AUGAAAUCGCGAGCAAGCGCUCCCAAAAAUCGCAAAUCAAUUCUCAAUGCAGGUCCAAUGGCACUCAUACCGGCAAAUGCAAAUCGGAUGAUCAAAAAAAGGCAGGAGGCCGACCAGAAGAAGAUUCAGAGGCUACAGGAAAAACAUGCCCGGCUAGCAGAAAUUGAACAACAGGCUCAAAUGGCAAGGGACGCGGCUGAAGCUGAACGUGAAGCUAGAUUAUCGGCUAGAUAUGGUAGUCCUGGGAAAUGGUAUUUAGAUAGUCGUGGUGGUUAUAUGUAA
Penicillium psychrosexuale is the source of this 282-nucleotide messenger RNA. RefSeq lists its product as uncharacterized. The record is from RefSeq and is a predicted model, not a curated record. NCBI's taxonomy places the organism in Eukaryota, Fungi, Ascomycota, Eurotiomycetes, Eurotiales, Aspergillaceae. The transcript is spliced from 2 exons. Bases 1 to 282 code for a protein of 93 amino acids.